GCGGGGGGUUCUGCGCGCGAAUGGCAUGGGAAGCUCGUUGGGUCCCACAUGCCACAGCUCAGCUCCGCAUGGGGAAAGAGUGUGGGGUGAUCCAAAAGCACGUCAUCGCCGCCGACAAUGAGCACGCCCGUUUGGGUGGUGCGCCCCUUUCGGCGCAAGGGGUCCAGGCUGCAGCCCAACAAGGCCGAUAUCCGGUGUAGCCUGCCCACCAGCUGCUGCAGCAUCCCACGGGCCAGUCCGGGGCUGUGGGCCGUGGGCCGUCAAUGCCAGGCACCCAGGCAUCACAGCCUGCCAUUGUCACAGCAAGCCCGUUUCACCCAGAGGAACACCAUGUUCAAUGGCAUGCCAACUCGCAACCUUUCGGUGUCCUUUCUUGGCGGCCAAUGCCCUUGGAGUCCACCCUUGAAAGUCCUUCGCAUUCUUCUUGGCGCCGCUUUUGAGAAGCAGCCUCGUGAUUUGCGCGUACCCUUUGUCGGCAGCUUGGUGCAGCGGCGCUCAGGAGUGCACGGUUAUAGCACCUGCUUUUAUCAGCAGCUGCGCAACGUUUUCGUGCCCCCGCUCGGCGGCUAA
Gaeumannomyces tritici R3-111a-1 is the source of this 570-nucleotide messenger RNA. RefSeq lists its product as hypothetical. The transcript has 2 exons. Bases 118 to 570 code for a protein of 150 amino acids. Lineage: Eukaryota; Fungi; Ascomycota; Sordariomycetes; Magnaporthales; Magnaporthaceae. The record is from RefSeq and is a predicted model, not a curated record.